This is a messenger RNA of Paramecium primaurelia, 1089 nucleotides long. Lineage: Eukaryota; Ciliophora; Oligohymenophorea; Peniculida; Parameciidae. The record is from the annotation of a GenBank genome assembly.
UUAUGAUUAAUAAAGAUGUUACUCAUCCAAGAAUGAGAAGAGAAAUUAAAAAUCCAAGAAUAAUUUUAUUAGAUUGUACAUUAGAAUACAAAAAGGGAGAAUCUAUGACUAAUAUGGAAAUGACAAAAGAAUCAGAUAUGACUGAUGCACUUUAAUAAGAAAUUAAUGAAGUUGCAUUAAUGUGUAAUGAUAUUUUAAAACAUAAACCUGAUAUUGUUAUUACAGAAAAAGGAGUAUCUGAUUUAGCAUAACAUUUCUUAUUAAAAGGAAAUGUUUCUGUAAUUAGAAGAGUCAGAAAAACAGAUAAUACUAGAAUAGCAAGAGUAUCUGGAGCAACAAUAGUUAAUAGACCAGAAGAAAUAUAAGAAACUGAUAUUGGUACAUUAUGUGGAACAUUUGAAGUUAAAAAAAUAGGAGAUGAUUAUUUUGCUUUCUUUGUUGAUUGUCAAAAUCCUACUGCUUGUUCUAUCAUAUUGAGAGGAGCUUCAAAAGAUGUUCUAAAUGAAAUGGUAUCUUAUAUAAUGUAUUAAUUAAAUAGGAAAGAAAUUUACAUGAUUGUUUAGCUGUGGCUAAGAACAUAUAUUAGGAUCCAAAAUUGGUGCCAGGAGGUGGAGCUGUUGAAAUGGAAGUUAGUGCUAGAUUGUUAGAAAAGGCUAAUAAAGUAGAAGGAUUAGGUUAAUUACCUUAUAAAGCAGGUAUAUUUAAUUAAUCAUAUUCUAGUUGCUUAUGCCUUAGAAAUAAUUCCAAGAACUCUUUCAGCUAAUUGUGGAGCUGACACUGUUAGAGUAUUGACUGAAUUGAGAGCAAAACAUAGUGAAACUGGAGGACUUUAUUUUGGAGUUGAUGGAAAUACUGGAAAAAUUGCCAAGAUGAAUGAUAUUAAUGUUUGGGAACCCCUUUCAGUAAAAAAGUAAGUUAGAUAGAGUUAUUUAAUUUAGAUAAGUUUUUAAGACAGCUAUUGAAUCAGCAUGCAUGUUAUUAAGAAUAGAUGAUGUUGUUUCUGGAAUAAAAAAGAAAUAAUAAUAAUCAGGACGUUAAGGAGGGGAAGAAGAACCUCAAGAAACUUUUGGAGAUUAAAGAGAUGGAUGA